GCUGAGGCUGAAGUGGCUUCUCUGAACCGCCGUAUCCAGCUGGUUGAGGAGGAGCUGGACCGAGCCCAGGAGCGCCUGGCCACUGCCCUGCAGAAGCUGGAGGAGGCUGAGAAGGCGGCUGAUGAGAGCGAGAGAGGCAUGAAGGUCAUCGAAAACAGGGCUAUGAAAGAUGAGGAGAAGAUGGAGCUCCAAGAAAUGCAGCUGAAGGAGGCGAAGCACAUAGCAGAGGAGGCUGACCGCAAAUACGAGGAGGUCGCCCGCAAGCUGGUCGUUCUUGAGGGAGAGCUGGAGCGCUCGGAGGAGAGGGCAGAGGUGGCAGAGAGUAAAUGUGGUGAUCUAGAGGAGGAGCUGAAAAUUGUCACCAACAACUUGAAGUCCCUGGAAGCCCAGGCUGACAAGUAUUCCACCAAGGAGGACAAGUACGAGGAGGAAAUCAAGCUUCUGGGAGAAAAACUGAAGGAGGCCGAGAGCCGGGCUGAGUUUGCAGAGAGGUCUGUGGCGAAGCUGGAGAAGACCAUUGAUGAUCUAGAAGAGAGUCUGGCCACUGCCAAAGAGGAGAAUGUGGGCAUCCACCAGGUCCUGGACCAGACCUUGUUGGAGCUGAACAACCUCUGAGCUGCACUGGGGAGCCCCCAUCCCUCUUCCCUACCCCACACAUGCACCCCACUGGCAUGCUCAGGACGUCAUCAGCUGAACUGCGUCUUGACCGAAUCCACACAUCCAUUGAGAAGGGAAGCCCUGAAGCCUUACACCAUGGCUUGGGGGCAUCUUGUCUGUGCACAGCCUGACUGGCUCUGUCCUGUCUUCAUGUCCAAAUAUUAAAGCAGUUUGACAAGA
Apaloderma vittatum (bar-tailed trogon) is the source of this 837-nucleotide messenger RNA. RefSeq names its product tropomyosin alpha-4 chain. Gene Ontology annotation, molecular function: actin filament binding. The record is from RefSeq and is a predicted model, not a curated record. Gene Ontology annotation, cellular component: actin filament. Gene Ontology annotation, biological process: actin filament organization; muscle contraction. The annotation marks the transcript as partial. The transcript is spliced from 7 exons. Lineage: Eukaryota; Metazoa; Chordata; Aves; Trogoniformes; Trogonidae.